This is a messenger RNA of Salvia miltiorrhiza (redroot sage), 2673 nucleotides long. RefSeq lists its product as uncharacterized. The record is from RefSeq and is a predicted model, not a curated record. The transcript has 6 exons. Lineage: Eukaryota; Viridiplantae; Streptophyta; Magnoliopsida; Lamiales; Lamiaceae. Bases 1764 to 2576 code for a protein of 270 amino acids.
CGCUGCUGCUCGCCCCGCCCCUCCCUGGCACCGUGUCCUCUGCUGCCAGCGCCGGAUUCCUCCGCCGCCACCGGUCCUCCUCCUCCGCGGCCACCGGUCCUCUUCCGCCGCUGCCUGCGUCCGUCGGAUUGCUCCAUAGUAUUUCACUCCACCAUUGCUUCUUGAGGAAGAAAAAAAGAAGUCAAGGUGAUCGAAAAGAAAAGCUAGUAACAAAACAAAAAUGAGUGAAAAUCGUGAGUGGAUGUAUCGGCGUUUUCUAUCUGAUGGAGCUUUGAAUCCCGAUUUUCAAAGAGGUCUUCAAGGUUUCAUUGAUUACGCUAACAGUAGACGUGAUUUAAUGGAUGGUGAAAAAAUUAGGUGUCCGUGUAGGAAAUGCGAUAAUAUACGUUUCCAUACUAAAAAUAAUGUUCAGUAUCACAUUGCAAAGAACGGAUUUGUGCGGGAUUACCAUAUUUGGAGGUUUCAUGGUGAAAUUGAAAUGGCCACGACUGAAUAUCAUAAUUUUGAAGAAGAAGAGGCUAAUGAAGAUAAUUAUCAGAAUAUGGUUAUGGAUAUUGCUGCAUCCCAAUAUAACAUUCAAAACAUCGAAGAACCCCCAAAUCCGGAAGCCCAAUUGUUAUAUAAUAUGUUGAAAGCAGCGGAUAAAGAGUUGUGGCCCGGUUGCAAAACUCAUUCACAAUUGUCUCUUGUUGCUCGUGUAAUGAGUUUAAAAGCAGAGGGGAAUAUGUCGGAAAGAUGUUUUGAUCAGUGGCUUGAGUUGAUAAAAGAGAUCCUUCCUGAUAAUUUGGCUCCUACUAAUUUUUACGACACUAAAAAGUUACUGAGUGGGAUGGGGCUACCUGCGCAAAGAAUUGAUUGUUGUCCAAAUAAUUGCAUGCUUUAUUGGGAGGAUGAUAGGGAUUUGGUUCAGUGUAAGUACUGUGGCGAGUCUCGUUACAAAAAUAACAAUCGAGACUCCAGAAGCAGUGGAAAGACAUUAGUAGCAGCAAAGCGAAUGUUCUACUUUCCUCUAACUCCACGUUUACAAAGAUUAUUUGCUUCUAAAGCCACGGCAGCAAACAUGCGUUGGCAUGCAUCAUCUAUAGAUGACGGGGUUAUGCGCCAUCCUUCAGACUCACCUGCUUGGAAGCAUUUGAAUGAUAUAUUUCCUGAUUUUACAACAGAGGUGAGGAAUGUUAGGUUAGGUUUAUCCACAGACGGUUUCCAACCUUUUGGUCAAUCGGGCCAGCAAUAUUCCUCGUGGCCAGUGAUUGUUACACCCUACAAUCUCCCACCCUGGAUGUGUAUGAAGGAACAAUUUAUGUUCCUUACAAUCUUGGUCCCUGGACCACGCAACCCAAAGGAAAAACUAGAUGUUUUUUUACAACCAUUGAUUGCAGAGCUUAUACAAUUAUGGAAUGUGGGUGUGCUUACAUAUGAUGUGUCGUUGAAGCAAAAUUUCAAUAUGCGAGCAGCUUUACUGUGGACAAUUAGCGAUUUUCCUGCCUACUCAAUGUUAUCCGGGUGGAGUACGGCUGGAAGAUUAGCUUGUCCACAUUGUAUGGAUGAAACUGAAGCUUUCACUUUAUCACAUAGUGGCAAGCAAUCAUGGUUUGACAACCAUCGAAAGUUUCUACCAAUGAAUCAUCCUUUCCGAAGGGAUAAGAAAAGUUUUAUCAAAAAUAAGGUGGUUACUGCACAACCACCUCAAGUUCAAUCUGGGCAAGAGAUAUUGGCAGAGAUUGAAGCGAUGGGAUUUGUGAAAGUAACUGAAGAUAAUCAAGAUGCAAUUAACAAGGCAGCGAGUCGAAUUUACAUCCCUUGGGGCUGUCUACAAGCUUUGGCAUGCUUGUGCUGCGCGGAGGUAUAGUGAUUUUGUCCAUGACAUCAAGGAAAGGAGGAGCAAGAGGCCUCCUUUUAUUCACGAGGACCACUGGCCUAAUUGGAAUAAGUACUGGGACUCUGAUGAAGUCAAAGCCAAAUCAGAGAUAGCGAAAAAGUGUAGGAUGUCUGAGCCUUUAGGUCCUGGAACUGGUCAAGCGAAGCACAAAGGAGGUUCGAGGUCUAUUCUUCAGUAUGCUGAAGAAGUGGGUAAGAGAAAAGGAGUGGAGCCGACUGAAUGUUUGUAUGAUGCUUAUGAGAUCCUUCAUAAGAACAAGGAUGGCACUUAUACAGACGAGAGGUCUAGACGGAUUGGAGAAAAAGUGCAGGAUAUAGUUGUUUCUCAGAGUCAGACUGUGGAUGAUGAUUCUGAUCCGCCAGAGAUCGAUAUGAACAAGGUGUACGUGGAGGCUGUUGGUGGACUCGACAAGAAGAAGAGAAUGUUUGGAGUUGGUGGACUUGCAGCCAGCUUACGGAGUAGUGAGCAGUCGAGUGGUACAUCUCAGUUUCAGGGCCCUCUUGUCGAUCCUCAACGAUUUAUGGACGUGGAGCAGCAAUUACAGGAUGCAUUAGUGGAGAUAGCACGUCAAAAGGAGGAGAUGAGGCAGAAAGAUGAGCAGACCAAUGCUCGAUUUCAGGCUCAGCAGCGUAUGUUCGAGGAGAUAUUGGCUAGGCUUCCACCUGGACCCACUCCACCCACUGGACCAUCAUCUUGAUUAUGUUGUGUUUUUGUAUUUUGAAUACUUGAAUAUUUCUAUUAUAUAUUUGUGAACAUUUGAAUAAUUUGUUAAGUUAUGACUAUUCGAAUGCUAA